ACAUCUGGCCCUUGUUGUAGGGUGUCUGUGUUUAAGAGUUUCGGACAACAGCAGGGAAGGAUUUAACAGCAACAACUAAUACAGCAACAACAACAGGAAGAAGAACAUAAAUGCAUAUAUAAUACACACACACACACACACACACACACACACACAUUUGUACAUAAAUUUACAAUUGUUAAAUACUCUUACAUUUCCUACACGCAGUAAUUGUACUUUGUCGUAUUUGUUGCUGUGCAUGUGUGUAUAUAUAUAUAUACACACACACACACACACACAUACAAACACAUACACACACUCAUAUAUAUAUAUGCCUAUACACAAUACAGAUGUUUCCCGAGAUGCUGCCGACACUAUUCGAAAUUCUCACACUUGUAUUGCUUCUACAAUUCCAUGGGUCCGACAGCUGUUUAGGAACCUGCAAACCCCUUAAAUCGAAGCCCCCACCACACAUCUUCCGGCUCCUGCCUCAGAUGUUCAAGGCUCGAAUCCAGCUCACAGACGUCAUGCGGAACCAAACGACCCUGGUGGAGGAAUAUUAUGACAUGACUAAACUAAAGGCUGGAUCUAUCACUGAGUACAGACGUCACCGCAAGAAAACACAAAUAUUUGAUUACAAGCAUCAGAAGAUUGUUUAUUACAAUGCCACCUCCUGCUGGGUUUCCCCACUCAGCUCAAAAGCAAACUUUGACAUCCCCUUCAAGAGUUGUGUGGAUAUAUUCCGCUUGAAUACCAAUUUUGAGGCUCAAGUUGCUGAUGCUGUGAUCGAUGGUAUACCAGUGAAGGCUGUCCGCAGCUGUGUAUGCGAGCCAUCUCUGAAUAUGACCAUUGAGUAUUUCCUGCGAGCAGACACAGCUUUCCUCUCACUGGAAACAACAGGCCCGGUCCGCGUGGAGAUGAAAGGAAUUGUGAAACGUCGCAAUGGUAAAACUGAACCAUUUACCUACAUCUAUCAGUUUCUGACCUUUGACCCGACCCCAACAAUUGGUGAGGAUGUCUUCCAGGUACCCCAAGGUGUAAUCUGUAACACCAGUAUAUAUUACCACCAAUUACCCAACAUUCUACCCCAGUUCACCACCCAUGGUGAGAUUAUAAACACCCGCAAUCACAGGCUGUCUGUUUUUAAUGUCCUAUUUGACUGGCAAGAGAAGCUAAUGCGGUUGGAGUUUUACCCAGAAGUCCACGGUAACUCUUCGGAUCGGAGUAUACGGAUGAUAACAGAUUAUCGGCUAGGAAUCCAGUACAAUUUGGACAACAACUUCAGGCCCUGCCUCAUUAAACCCUCCUACACUUCCCUCACCGAUCUCGAGAAACUAAGCUGGAGCCAUGUGUUACACGUCGAUGACAUCUACAGUCUCAUGACCCUUAAUACGGCCAUGUAUAACUACAAAGGAAAACUUAAAGUUCGUGGUUUAACAGUUGAUGUUUGGGGCAGGAAGAGCACCAUCACAGGUGGAAUCACUAUCAACCGGGAGUACUAUUUCUUGAAGACUCUUCACACCGCCGUCCCCAUUGGAAUAUUUCAAAAAGCCUUCAGAUUGCCAAACAACAACAACAAGAACAACGAAGAUAAGGAUGAUGAUGAUGAUGAUGAUGAUGAUGGAACAGUGGAGUUAAUAAACGAAUCAUGGAUACAUCUCUAUGGUUAUGUCCAGGGACACGUCCACCUGGACAACUUCAACAUAGAAAGCUGCUUCCACUUGAGAGAUAGGUUUUAUAUCAACUUCCAGUUAGAAGAUAAGUUCGACAUAUACAUCAAGGGUUACGAAAGCCUCAUCUUCCCAUCAUUGCGAAACUCCUUGGCUCGGGCUGCAAAUGUUUCCUCAGUAAGAAUCAGUAACAUACAGAUAGGACGCCUCUCGUCUGACCUCAUGGUUGUACAGUUUACAUUGCUGGAUGCUCCAUCGAUACCAGGCUCUCUUAAAACUAGAUACACUCCAAUUCCACUGGAAGAGGCCUAUUCCAACCUGAAAUCCCACAAAGAAAUUGAAUUCAAGGUCCUUUAUCCUCUGAUGCAUGAGAAGGUAUUCAGGUUCCACACCAACCAGCUGCAGUCCUUGGUUCGUGAGUUCAGUUCCAGCUCCACAGACCCAACAAGAAGAGGUGCCAUGGUUGGACUGGGUCUCGGUAUGCUGUUUAUUGGUGUCUGCUCUGGACUGUUGGCUGGCUAUUUCAUCUACCGGCGCGUCCUCUCGGCCGAUAUACCUUACGAACUGACCAAGUAACAGAUGAGAUCAAUGGGAGUGGUGGGGGCGCUGGUGGCAGUGGGGGUGGCUCUGAUAGCAGCAGCGGUGGUGGUGGUGGUGGUGGUGGUACAGCGACAGUGGUGGUCGUUGAGGUGGCGGUGGUGGUGUAUAACUGCCCCUGAAGACAAUUAUAUACAGGCCCUAAUUUGGUGAGGAGAUCCCAGAACAAGACUGAGACUAGCCAGUUUCACACACACACACACAUAAGGGGCUUCUUACUGUUUCCAUCUCCUCAAUCCACACACACACAUAAGGGCUUCUUACUGUUUCCAUCUACCCAAUCCACACACACAAGGUUGUGGUCAGCCCAUGGCUAUAGUAGAAUACAUUUGCCCAAGGUGCCAGGCAGUGGGACUGAACCCAGAAUCAUGUGGUUGAGAAGCAAGCUUAUUCCUAUUUUCAUAGAUUUCUUGAACUCAGGCUGAUAAGGGGUGGAAGCAACAGGGCCCAUGCUACACAUUCACCACCCAACACUACAACAGAAACCCCACAAUGCAUGUUCUAUACAGUUAGCACCCAAUACUAUAACACUAUAUUAUUAUUAUUAUUAUUAUUAUUCAGUAGUUUUAUUUUUAUAGCGUGCUUUCACUUCACUACCGAGCGCAGCUCUGUGUGCCUUGGGUAUGUGCUGUGAUUUGUUG
This is a messenger RNA of Octopus sinensis (East Asian common octopus), 2887 nucleotides long. RefSeq lists its product as uncharacterized. The coding region runs from base 330 to 2225 and encodes 631 amino acids. The record is from RefSeq and is a predicted model, not a curated record. The transcript has 18 exons. NCBI's taxonomy places the organism in Eukaryota, Metazoa, Mollusca, Cephalopoda, Octopoda, Octopodidae.